Molecule: messenger RNA, 978 nt
Organism: Entrophospora candida
Lineage: Eukaryota; Fungi; Glomeromycota; Glomeromycetes; Entrophosporales; Entrophosporaceae
Source: the annotation of a GenBank genome assembly
AUGCCAGUAGCUACCAACACAAGAGAAAAUAUUGUAUCAAGUGUUGAAAGUGGAUUGGAUUUAUUUCCUCCACUUACAAAACAACAUAUAGUUAAUUGUUCAUUUUCUUCAUGGUAUAAUAAAUUUAGAAGUGUUACCAUAAAAUCCAAAAUAAUUAAACCUUUAUCAAAAGAAUUUAUAGAUUAUUUACAUGCUGACAGUGUAUUUCUUCCUGAAGAAGAAGAUUAUCUUGAAAGAAGCGAACUAAGUGAUGAGGAGGAAGAUGAUAACGAAGAAGAAGCUGACAAUAUUGAAAAUCAAGCAAUUCCAAGUUUUCCUGAUUUAGAACAACAAAUAAUAGGAAUAAUAGAAGAAUUUGGCGGUGCAAUUUUUCCAAAACUAAAUUGGAGUUCACCAAGAGAUGCGACUUGGAUUUCAUCAACAAACACGCUUAAAUGUAAUUCAGCAUCAGAUAUCUUUCUAUUACUUAAAUCAUCCGAUUUUAUUGCAUAUGAUCUUGAUCAUGCGUUUGAUGGUUGUAAUCAUGAUAAUAAUGAAGAAGGUGAAGAAAGUGAAGAUAGUGACAAUGAUGAAAUCUUAAGACAAAGGUCAAAUGAAUUCGAAUUUGAAUUGGUGAUACGUAAAUGGUGUAAUAUGGAACCUUCAAUGGAAUUUCGAUGUUUUGUUAAAAAUGAGGAACUUGUUGACGUAUUUGAUGUUUACGUUACUCGUAAUAGAGAGAGAGUUUGGUUGAUUGAUUUUAAUCCAUUUGGAUCUAUGACAGAUAGUAUUUUAUAUUCAUGGGAAGAAAUCUUGUCAGAAACAUUAUCUUCUUUGACAUUAUUUAGAAUUGUAACCUCACAGAUAGAAGCAAGCCAAUUUCAUAAUCAAAAUUUUUCAGUAAAUAGAUAUCCACGAGAAGUCAUUGAUUUUUCACAAGGUCAAACUGUGAUUGAAUUUGCUGAAAGAUUUCAACGUGAAUUGUAUAGCUAUGCCUAG